This is a messenger RNA of Rhea pennata, 1549 nucleotides long. RefSeq names its product F-box only protein 27-like. The transcript has 7 exons. Bases 536 to 1501 code for a protein of 321 amino acids. Gene Ontology annotation, molecular function: ubiquitin protein ligase activity; protein binding. Gene Ontology annotation, cellular component: cytoplasm; SCF ubiquitin ligase complex. NCBI's taxonomy places the organism in Eukaryota, Metazoa, Chordata, Aves, Rheiformes, Rheidae. Gene Ontology annotation, biological process: glycoprotein catabolic process; SCF-dependent proteasomal ubiquitin-dependent protein catabolic process. The record is from RefSeq and is a predicted model, not a curated record.
CACCCCUGGCGCUGCCCGAGGGGCGGGGCCGGCGCUCGCGCUCCCGCCCGGUCACUCAGCCGCUGCCGCCGCCAUGUUAGGAAAGAGCCACAUCCGGGCACCCGCCCCGCCCCGCCCCGCCCUCGCCUCCGUUGCCGCGGCAACGGGCACCGCCCCCUCGGGGAGGGCGGGGCAAAAAGGCGGCGGGAGGCCCCGCCUCUUGGCCCCGGCACCCCACCCACCCGCCCGUUCCUCGCUCCGCCGCAGCGAUAGGCGGAGGCCGCCGUCGCUCUGAGGGCACCGCCCAAUCGCGAGGCGCAGAGGGCGUGCGCCGCGCGGCGAUUGGCGGAGACCACGAGUGACUCAUGGAGGCGGGGAAAAAGGAGGGGCGUGGCCAGGCUUAAAGGAGACGCGUCCCCAGAUAAGCGGCAGGGUGGGGCUGUGCGGUGCUGCUGCCCUUGUGCUGUAGCGUCAUCGGUGCGGGUGCUGACGUCAUCUGGCAGAGAUGCGACGCGCCGACCCGCGGCGCGGCGCGGCGUGAUGCCGGCGGCGAGGAAUGGGGCAGGCGGCUCUCCGGGAGCCGAACCGUGGCGGCGGCGACGGCGGCGCGUGCCGCCCGCUCGACUUGAACCGGGCGCCGGACGAGGUGCUGGUGCUGAUCCUGAGCUGGGUGCCGGCGCGGACGUUGGUCACCCGCUGCCGCCUGGUGUGCCGGCGCUGGCGGGCCGUGGCCGACGACCCCGCGGUGUGGCGGCUGCGGCUGGAGCGGGCCGGCCGCUCCGCCUGCCUCCGGGCCGCGCGCUUGAGCCCUCCGCCGGCCGCCGCCGCCUGGGCUCGGCUCUGCGUGCUGCGGCCCUUGGACCGCAACCUCCUCCGCAACCCCUGCGGCACCGAGAAUUUCGCCCACUGGUGGGUCCAGAACGGCGGUGACGGCUGGGCGAUAGAGGAGAACCGGCGUCCGCUCCCGGGAGCCCCGGCCCAGACCUGCUUCGUCUCCUCCUUCGACUGGUGCAGUAAAUCGCAGCUCGUCGACCUGCUGGCGGAGGGGCUCUGGGAGGAAUUACUUGACGCCUGGCAGCCCGAGAUCCACGUUUCCGACUGGUGGGGCUCCCGGGAGGACUGCGGCUGCGAGUAUUCCCUCCGCGUCCGGCUCCUGGCCGCCGACCGCCGCUCCGUCCUCGCCACCUUCGAGGCUCGGCCCGAACCCGUGCAGCAGUGGAACGACCAGCGGUACCAGCAGGUUUCGCACGUCUUCCGCCGCUACGGCCCCGGCGUCCGUUACGUCCACUUCCGCCACCGGGGCAAGGACACGCAGUUCUGGGCCGGCCGCUACGGCGCCCGCGUCGCCCACUCGGCCGUGGUGGUGCGGCUCGGCCCCCGCCGGGACCGGGACCGGGACCGGGACCGGGACCCGGACCGGGAGGCCGCCGCCGCCCCCCUGCCGCCCGCCGCCGGCCCCGGCGCUGCUCGCCGGCCCCCUCGCACCCCGGCCCCGCCGCUUGCCGGUGCUGUCGGCCCGUAAGAUGGCGGGCAGCGCUCUGCUGAGGACCGUGGCCUCGCUGCGGGGCUG